AUGAGGCCUGGAAGCAGCCUGGGGUUUGCUCUUUUCUGCUGGGUUUUUGGGGAGGUGGUUGCUUACAACCCCUGGGGCUUCAUUAGAGGGGAGGCAGAGCUCCGGAGGUACGGAGGGGAUCCUUCCUUGGGGCAGCCCCGUGCCUUCUCCCAGCUCUCCCCCUGGGCAUGGGUGGAUGUCUCCCAGCUCCAGGCUGCUGCCCCGCUGCACCCCGUGGCCGUGCAGUGCCAGGAGGCGCAGGUGGUGGUCACGGUGCACAGGGACCUCUUCGGCACGGGGCGCCUGGUCAGGGCUGCAGAGCUGACCCUGGGCUCGGCUGCUUGCCUGCCUGCAGUCUGGAGUGCUGCUGAGACCGUGGUGACCUUCGUGGCUGGACUGCAUGAGUGUGGCAGCAUCCUCAGGGUGACCCCUGAUGCUCUAGUCUACAGCACGAGCUUAAAUUACAAGCCAGUUCCUGCUGGCAACCCUGUCAUCAUCCGCACCAGCCCUGCCGUGGUUCCUAUUGAGUGCCACUACCCAAGGAGGGACAACGUGAGCAGCAACGGUGUCAAGCCCACGUGGGUGCCCUUCCGCUCCACCCUGUCCUCCGAGGAGAAGCUGCCCUUCUCCCUGCGCCUCAUGAACGAUGACUGGAGUGCCGAGAGAGUCUCCACCGUAUUUCAACUGGGAGAGGUCCUCCACUUCCAAGCUGGUGUCAACACUGAGAACCACGCACCUCUGAGGCUCUUUGUGGACAACUGUGUGGCCACCCUGACCCCGGACAGGAGCUCUUCUCCCCAGUAUGCUUUCAUUGACUUCAGUGGGUGCCUGGUGGAUGGGCAACUGGAUGAUGCCACCUCGACUUUUAUAUCCCCGAGACCCAGGCAAGACGUGCUUCGGUUUGCAGUAGAUGCAUUCAAGUUUGCAGGAGACUCCAGCAAUCUGAUCUACAUCACCUGCCACCUGAAGGUCUCCCUGGCUGACCAAGCUCCUGACCCUCUGAACAAGGCUUGCUCCUUCAACAAAGCCAGCAACCUCUGGGCUCCUGUGGAAGGCACCCGGGAUGUCUGUUCCUGCUGCGAGAUGAGGAGCUGUGGCUUGGCCAGGCACUCCAGGAGGCUCCAUGCUCCCUCCCGAUGGCAAGGAGGACGUGCCCGGAGAGAACUGCCCUCCCAGCUUGAUUCCUUGGUGAAAGAAGCAGAUGUUGUGGUUGGACCUCUCUUCAUCCACAGCUGGCAGGAUCACCCAGUUAAGAGGAUGCCUUCACAAGAUGCAGGUCACUUGUGGAUGAUAUUGGGGCUGGCUGCAGUUGCUGGUUUGGUCAUCCUGAUCCUUGCUGUUCUAGGAGCUCUGACUGUCUGCUGAAAACCCAGCAACCCCGUUUAAGUCCCUGGUUUCAACUUUUAUGGUCUAUCCAAUAAAAAAAUAAGUUGGAGGACUGAGAGGCUUGGUGGGGGGAGUGGAGAAGUCUUCAUGGAGGGACAGAUGCAUCAAAUCUUCCUGCUAAAUUUAACUGUGCUGCUUUGCUUCCCUAAACCCACUUUGAGUAUCUCAUUCUCCUGAAGCCCUGUCCUCAGCAGAGCCUCUUACAGCCUUACACCCCCAUGGACUUCUCCCAAAGCACCUAGUUGGGAACUGAUGCAAAAAAUCACCACCCAGAUGCUCUGUUUUUCUUGUCUGUUGGAGCAUGGACUUUGUGUUUAGCCUCAAAAUAUUUUACCUGUCUAUGGAGCUACUUGGGUCUGCUCUGUACUGGUAACUCCUUACUCAAUGAGCCAAGGGUUUAAUAAAACUUGGACCAUUC
Molecule: messenger RNA, 1783 nt
Organism: Gymnogyps californianus (California condor)
Lineage: Eukaryota; Metazoa; Chordata; Aves; Accipitriformes; Cathartidae
Product: zona pellucida sperm-binding protein 3-like
Exons: 9
Coding region: 1-1344 (447 amino acids)
Biological process (GO): binding of sperm to zona pellucida; positive regulation of acrosome reaction; egg coat formation
Cellular component (GO): extracellular matrix
Molecular function (GO): acrosin binding
Source: RefSeq, a predicted model, not a curated record